UUCUGGCCAGAAUAGCACUCCAUCCAGCCGGAUUGGAUCAAGGAUCAGAGUACGUAUCUGGUAGACAGUAGCCAGGCACCGAAGAUGAAUUAUCCUCCUUGUUUGUUGCUUCGUCAACCUUUGUUAGGAUUGUUGAUAUGCUCGUGUUGGUUAAUAAGUCACACGAGGGCGUUGUCGCUUCCAAGUGGCAGCAAUCCGUCAAUCGCUGGUUCGCAUAGAAUUUUUCGAGGGCUAUCUUCGGAAGCAACAGCGGAUACGACCCGCCGAUCCUGCUUUGCGUUGUUGGGACUGUUUGCACCAUCUUCUCUUCCAGCACACGCAGCAGAUGCUCGGAAUAAAUUGACUUUUCAAACUCUGGAUUCGGGUGUGCGGGUUGCCGAUAUCUUCAAGACAUCAAGAGGAGACAUCGAUUCUGUAGUGACGGCCAAUUCCAAGGUGAACAUUCAUGUAACAGGUCGACUGCUAGGCAAGCAGGGUUGGAUAUUUGAAGACUCUCAAGCCGCGGGAGAAGAUCCUUUUCGAUUGGAUUUGGGCACUGGUACUGUCAUUCGAGGACUGGAGGAAGGGCUGAUUGGGAUGAGACCAGGAGACAGGCGUCGCAUUGUGAUUCCCUCUGCGGUUGGCUACACAUCCAAGCAAUUAGAACCCAUUCCUCGAGAUUUUGGCAAUCGACAACGGCUCUACACCACAGUCAUGAACUCGGUCCGCAUUGAACGGGAACGAGCAGCAUUGGGCCAAGACCUUGCGGGGGUCGUUGUUUUGGAUGUAGAUUUACUGCGCUUGCGGAAUUGAGCAAGUCGACGACAUCUGCUAGCUACCGUGAUGUAGCUAGGAUGCCUGCGUUUAUCAAAGACGGGCCCAGCAAAAGUACUCCAGUGCACAAGAUCUCCGUGCUACUGCUAUCCAUGGCUGCAUCCAAGCUCCAAGGGUGCGCUCGUGCUCUCGUCACAUAUACGGACCGGUUCUGUACCGUUGGCUAGGCUUUGUUAAGUCAGCAUCCUCGUCAAUAGAGUACUGGUACUGAGUUGCACCGCGAGCUCCUCCCACUGCACCUGUCUCAUCACUUUACGGUCACUUGUAGUACUGUCCCGGUAGCUAUCGCUGCUGUCGUGCUGUUUUGCUGGACAACCAGCCACCCUUAGGUCGACUUAGUGGAACCCAGAACCUUUCCAGGCAACCUGUGCCUAUUUGAUACCCGCAUACGUUGGGCCAUCUAAUCUCAUGAUCAUCAAUGCAAAGUAACUCUCCCACAAAUUCUAGCUGGCCUAGCUAAAAGAACUCUCAUCAAUGUCAGAACG
This is a messenger RNA of Seminavis robusta, 1298 nucleotides long. The record is from the annotation of a GenBank genome assembly. NCBI's taxonomy places the organism in Eukaryota, Bacillariophyta, Bacillariophyceae, Naviculales, Naviculaceae.